Folsomia candida is the source of this 2319-nucleotide messenger RNA. Its product is annotated as SET domain-containing protein SmydA-8-like. The transcript has 6 exons. NCBI's taxonomy places the organism in Eukaryota, Metazoa, Arthropoda, Collembola, Entomobryomorpha, Isotomidae. Bases 1 to 1875 code for a protein of 624 amino acids. Gene Ontology annotation, molecular function: protein binding. The record is from RefSeq and is a predicted model, not a curated record.
AUGCGGCGGCUGCCAGAAAGUCGGCUAUUGUUCGAAAGAGCAUCAAAAGUUGCACUGGAAGGAUCACAAGGGGACUGUUGUGGGUGGAAGGUGUCGGAAAAUAAGCGGCUGGGUCGAUUCCUCAUCGCCGUGAGGGAUGUCAAGCCGGGAGAAAUUAUUAUGCAAGAAAAACCUCUGAUUAUCACCCCUCCGAAAAUCACCCUUCCGGUCUGUCUCGGUUGUUACAGUGAAUUCAAGCCGGAUGGAGUGGUGACGGAUGACGGUAAAGGCGUCAAACCGCACGCUUGCCAGAAUGGAUGCGGCUUUCCCAUGUGCAAAUCUCCACUUUGUUGCAACUCCCAGGAUCAUAAGGCCGAGUGCGCCUUGGCCAAAUCGAGGGGAAAGGUUACGAUUAAAUAUGCCGACGGUGAACAUCCGCUCUAUCAACUGAUCGGAAUCUUGCGAGCGCUCGGACUCAAAGAUAAGAAUCCUGACGUCUUCGAGAAACUGGUGAAUCUCGAAGCAAAUGUGGAAAAACGGGAGGAAUUCGUUAAAGCCAUGGAGGCCGAGGAAGGUGGUGGCGGGGGACCUGGUGGCAGUUCCACGAGUAACAGCACCGAACUCAAGCCGGCAGCAGGUGUGAAGCUAAUUCAUGAUUUCUUCCAAAGAACGGACGUAACGGAGGAAUGGAUUGUCAAACUUAUCGGAAUAAUUGAGACGAACGGGCACGAAAUUCCCAUCCCGGAUCUCGAUGGGCAUAUCAACAGGCGAGUUAUUGGUGUGUACCAUAACUCUUCCUAUCUGGAGCAUAAUUGUCGUCCAAACUGUGUCAAAACGUGGGAUUUGAGCACUAAAGAAAUUGUGAUUCGAGCCAGUACACCCAUCAAGAAGGGAGAUCAUCUUUCAAUCAGCUAUGUGGACCCUUUAUGGGGCACCGCCGAUCGACUAUCUCUCCUCCGAAUGACGAAAUUCUUCACGUGCCACUGUGACCGGUGCAAGGAUCCGACCGAGCUCGGAUGUCACGUCAGCUCGCUCCGGUGUCAACACUUGAAAUGUAUGAAUAUCCCGACCUCCGAAAAACGUGGCCUGGUCGCUCCACUCGAUCCCUUCAAACCGGACGGAGAUUGGAAAUGUUUGACGUGCAAGGAAGACUACAACGUCGCCUAUGUCAACUCUCUGAUCCAGAAAGCUGGUCAAGAGAUGGACCAACUUCACGACAAAAUCGGCGACAUCGCGGCCAAGGAAGACUUUGUGAAACAAUUUUCGAAAACCUUGUCGCCCAAUCACUUUUACUUGUUGGAGGUGAAAGUAGAGCUGGCCCAGCUUUACGGACGGACGAGUGAGGAGCCGUUGCAUAUGAUGAGUCCGAAAAAUCUCGUGAGGAAGAUUAACCUCUGUGAAGAACUUUUGGUCACGCUCAACAUAAUUUAUCCAGGCUACAAUAGGUUGAGAGCUUUGAUCAUUUAUGAACUCCAAGCCGCAGUCUUCAUGCUUUCACAACUUCGCCGCAGUUGUGGAGAUAUUUCAUUGGAAACGCAUUUGGAAGAGUUGAUGCAAUGCGGUAAGUGGAUGACUGAAGUGAUAAAAGUGCUCGGAUGGGAAAGCCAGCAUUCGAUCGAGCGAAAAAGGGCAGCUGGGGCCGAGAGAGACUUGGACAAUUUGAGAAAGGCUGUACUUUCACUGCAGAAUUUGCCUGAACCUACGGCUACCUUAUCAGUCGAUAAGGUAGCUGCUGCUGGAUCCAGGAAUGAAAAUGCAAAACCACCUUCCAGCCCGAAGAAAGGAGGAGAAAAGGAGUUAUCAUCACUUGAUAAGGAUCUGGAGAAGGAUAUUCUCGAAAUUGAAAGAUCCCAUCUCACUGCGGAUGAUGAUUCGUUCAUUGAAGAAGUGUUUUAAUUGGGAGAGGAGAAAAUUACUUAAUAAUUCGACUUGAAUAAUGAUUAAAUUUUCAACUUGUUACUACUUAAAUGUAAACUUUUGUCAGAAAAUUACAUAUAUAAAUAAUGGUACAUGUAGAGUCAGUAGCCGCGGAAGCCGUGGGGACAUCUGGGGACAUUUACUUAAAUAUACUUUUGUCAGUGUAUUCUGUAAUAAACAAUGGUACAUACAUGUAGUCAGGUCAGUGGCCGCGGAAGGUGUGGGGACAUUUUCCUUGUAAUAUGGGGGAGGGACGGGUUUAUAUAAGAUGAGGAGAUGAUGCGGACAUCGAAUAACCGUGGGGACAUUGCCCACACCCUUCCGCGGCCACUGCAUAUAUGUAGUUCAAAGACAUACGUACCUACAAUCUGCAUUAUACAAAAGAUGAAAAUAAAAAGACAUACUGAAACUGUUCCAUGCAAA